AUCAUGUGCACUGGUCUGAGCGGACGUCGGCCAUUGGGUGUUUGUCAAAAGAGAAAGAAAACUAGUUUCACCUCACCUGGAUACAGCAUGAACAUGAGAACCUAAAGAAAACUUCAAUCAACUGUUUUUUGUCGAACAAAUCAUGAUUUUACGGAUUCUGCAGAUCUCAGGCAGCACCAAGUGAAUACAAAGGUGCAUGAAUGUGGCAGUCAUUCAGUAUCAAGACCGCUAACUCAAGUUGACAAUCACGAUGAAGAAGGGGGCGAUGCAGAAGAGCAAGCAGUGGAACGUGAAGGGAGCCGUGCGGCUGGCAAGUGUCUUUCACUUCCUCCAUUCAUGUGGCUCCGGGUGCCUCCUUCCCUUCCUGACCCUCUACUUCCGGCAUCUGGGUCUCAGCGCUGCCAUGAUUGGAAUCAUCAUGGCGUCCAAGCACUUGCUGGCCUUGUUGUGGCGCCCGUUCUCCAGUGUUCUUGCCAGGCAGUACGACAAACGGCGUACGGUCAUAGUGGGCUCCUUGCUCAGCUCGGCACUGGUGGUUUUGCCUCUUCUGUUGUUCCCAUCUGCAGGGAUCCUGGUCGAAAGUGGACGGUGUAACACCAGUCAACCUGAUGCUGAUCCUACCUUACCACUCGCCGUCAUAGAGCAAAUGACAGUCCCAGUAGGCUCAAAUGCAACUGUGUACUCAGUAAACCAAACAUCUGUAAGCACCAAUCAAACUCUGGAGGAUAACACACUUGUAAACCACAGCAGGUCAGCAAGAGGCUUGAGAUCUUUAAAGAAGGAAGAAGAACCUCACAGUGAGUUCCUGGGGAGCCUGAAAGUUAUGGAUGCCCAGCAUCAGAUGUUCUUUCUGGUGCUCCUUGUGACUGCUUUGUGGGAGUUUGUGGCCGUCCCGCUGGAAUGGACGGCGGAUGACGGACUCUAUGAAUACUUGGAUUUUGUAGACGCCACUGACCGGCAUAGUGGUGUGAAGGUCUGGAAGCAUGUUGGGGCUGCUUUUGGCAGCUGUCUUGUAGGUGUUCUUGUAACCAACCUGUUCUGCCGGAUUGGAAAUUCGGUGGAGUUUUAUUCAUACACAGUACUUAUGAUCCUAACUGUACCAGCAUCUGCCCUGCUACCAAUCUAUCUCCGAAAGCGUGAGCGCCCCACUAGUGGUGGCUUUAAGGCACUGCAGUUGGUGCAUGGGAAUCCACAAGCGAUACUUUGUGCAGUCACUGUUAUUUUGACAGGCAUGGUGACCUCUGCUGUGUCAGAUUUUCUCUUAUGGCUGAUGCAGGACUGCGGUGCCAUGGAAAUCCACAUGGGAAUAUGUUUAGCAUUGGCGCACUUAAGCCACACUGGCUUUUCACCGAUUGCUGGGCCUCUAUCCCGAUUUCUAAAGUACCACGGUUGGAUGUUAGUAUUGGCUGUUGUUGGUUUAGCCAUGCAGUGCCUUUAUUAUUCCUUCUUAUGGAGCCCUUGGGCUGUAAUGCCAGCUCAACUGUUGGCAGGCUUCAGCACCGGCGCCCUCUGGUGGUCUGUAACAUCACAAAGUGAAGAUAUUGCCACUCCAGGCACCGAAAAGACAAUUUUAAGGCUUUUUGAGGCCUUUUCUUUAGACAUGGGAGCUGCAUUGGGCAGUCUGAUAGCAGGGUUUGUGGUGCAAAAGUUUGGGGUCAAUGUGCUUUUUCAAGGCGCAUCGGUCAUGCUGGCUGUGUGGAGUAGCGCUCUCGCUGUGCUGAAGUGGAAGAUCCCUCGACAGCGCAGAAUAAACUACUCACGACUGCUGGCUGCUGACACUGAAGUGAGCGAGUCGGAGUCUGACCAGGAGAAAGACUGGCUGGAGACGGCAAUGGAAGAUGAUAGAAGGAAUAACAAGUGGACAGUAAAUAAGUCUUAAUAGAAAUGAAGAGUGGCUGGUUAACUGCUUUAGAAGGCAAAUUAAAGCUAAAAG
Messenger RNA from Danio rerio (zebrafish), 1933 nucleotides. It is a transcript of the gene mfsd6l, whose product is annotated as major facilitator superfamily domain containing 6-like. NCBI's taxonomy places the organism in Eukaryota, Metazoa, Chordata, Actinopteri, Cypriniformes, Danionidae. The record is from RefSeq and is marked provisional. Gene Ontology annotation, cellular component: membrane.